Messenger RNA from Aureobasidium melanogenum CBS 110374, 1032 nucleotides. RefSeq names its product alpha/beta-hydrolase. The transcript has a single exon. Lineage: Eukaryota; Fungi; Ascomycota; Dothideomycetes; Dothideales; Saccotheciaceae. Bases 1 to 1032 code for a protein of 343 amino acids. Gene Ontology annotation, molecular function: hydrolase activity. The record is from RefSeq and is a predicted model, not a curated record.
AUGCCUUCAUUUUCUGAACACGAUCUGGUCUACGACGACGGCAGCAAGACGCUGCACUACCUCUCCGCCGGCCCCGAUGGUGGAGACCUUAUGAUCUUUAUGCACGGUUGGCCUGGUAUCGGCAAAACAUGGCACGACCAGCUCACCGAGUUCUCGAAGCGAGGCUAUAAGGUCGUCGCGCCCGAUAUGCCAGGCUAUGGUGGAUCUACUGCUCGCAAGGUCGCUAGCGACUAUGCUCAAGAACAAAUCGUCAAAGCUAUGCUGGCACUAUUGAAGGACCUCGGAUAUGACCAAGCUAUUUGGGUAGCUCAUGACUGGGGAUGCGGCACGCUCUGGACCCUCGCACGAACCCAUCCGGAGGUCUUCAAGGGAGCUUGUGGAAUGACCGUGCCAUACGGUGUUCUAGAGCUCGGUCUGGAGGAAGCGCUCAAGCAUGUCGAUCGCAACAUCUACCCCGAAGACGAGUACCCGUAUGGUCAGUGGAGUUAUCAAGCCUAUUAUGAGCAAAACUUCGAAAAAGCUACAGAGUGGUUCGACAAGGACCCUCGUGGCUUCUUGAGAGCCGCCUUCACAAAGGGCAACCCUGCUGCUGUUGGCAAGCCGGCUCCAAUGUCUCGAGCUGUGCAAGACGGAGGUUGGAUGGGCGGUUCCGAGAGACCUAUGCCUGCUAGCGCGAUCCCUGAUGAAUACGCUUGCAUCGACAAGGAAACCUUCGAGGAGCUCGUGGCCGCAAUGGAGAAGACCGGCUUUUGGCCCGGCGAUGCUUGGUACCUCAACCACAAGGCAAACCGUGCCUACAACCUGGAAAACAGCAAGAACGAGGGUCGCCUCAAGUUCCCGGUGCUGUUCAUCGAGGCCAAGUACGACACAGUAUGUGAGACUGUCAAUUCGACACUGGCAGAACCACAGAAGAAGCUCUGCGAGGAUUUGACCUAUGUCAGCAUUGCUGCGGGUCACUUUGUGCCUGUAGAGAAGCACGAGGAAGUCAAUCAGGCUAUGGCAGAGUGGCUUGAAGCUAAGGUACGUAAAUAG